Molecule: messenger RNA, 942 nt
Organism: Apiotrichum porosum
Lineage: Eukaryota; Fungi; Basidiomycota; Tremellomycetes; Trichosporonales; Trichosporonaceae
Exons: 7
Coding region: 1-942 (313 amino acids)
Cellular component (GO): nucleus; cytoplasm
Source: RefSeq, a predicted model, not a curated record
AUGCCGGUUCGCGUCCUCUCUCUGUGCGGAUUCACGCAAAACUCGACCAUCUACUCCAAGCAGCUCGGCGCGAUCCGCAAGACAUGUAAGAACGCCGAGUUCGUCUUCCUCGAGCCUCCUAUCAUCGUCCAGAAGGCGGACAUGCCAUGGGCCCAGACUUCCCUGGACGAUUUUGCGUCCAACGCUACCACCGAGACCGAGCAGCAAACCCCCGAGACAACUCCGCGUGCUUGGUGGCUUACUGGCGGCGACAAGAGCGUCUACAAGAGGUUUGACGAGACCCUCACUUAUAUUCAUGACUUUAUGGUUAAGAACGGCCCCUUUGACGGUAUCAUGGGUUUCAGCCAGGGCGCCUGCAUGGCCUCGAUCCUUGCUGCUCUCCUUGAGCAACCCGGCCUUCACCCCAACUGGCCUGCAGAGCCAGCCAUUCCCAAGUUCAAGUUCGUCAUUGCCGUCGGUGGCUUCCUUCCUCAGCCCAAUGUGCCAUCGUUUGAAGGAUGGUUCCCCCUCCCUGCCUCCCUCCCCGUUCUACACGUCAUCGGCCGUACCGACGUCGUCGUCCCCGAGGAGCGUAGCAAGACUCUGAUCGAGGGCUGCAAGAACUCGCGUGUCGAAUACCACACUGGAGGCCACUUCACCCCGUCCAAGGCUUCCUGGCGCCACUUUUUCAAUGCGUACAUCACUGGUGUCUCCGCCGGCGAGGACCAGAACGAUAUCGCCCCCGUCAACUCGUUCGGCCCCUCGGGUACCAACACGCCCGCCAGCACCAGUGGGGCCGGAACCCCUCGUCCGGCCUCGCCCGCCGUGCCCUCCAUGUCCGCUCCCUCUCCCCUUGCCACCACUUCCAGUACAACUGCCGACCCGGUGGCGGCUGCGGUCAGCGCCAUUGACCUGAACGGCACCAAGACGGAGGAGGAUGGCCAGACCAAGGCCAAGGUUUAG